Messenger RNA from Osmia bicornis bicornis, 2942 nucleotides. Its product is annotated as pickpocket protein 28-like. Gene Ontology annotation, cellular component: membrane. The transcript has 13 exons. The record is from RefSeq and is a predicted model, not a curated record. Gene Ontology annotation, molecular function: ligand-gated sodium channel activity. NCBI's taxonomy places the organism in Eukaryota, Metazoa, Arthropoda, Insecta, Hymenoptera, Megachilidae. The coding region runs from base 916 to 2904 and encodes 662 amino acids. Gene Ontology annotation, biological process: sodium ion transmembrane transport.
AAUUAAUUUUAUAAUAUCAAGAACUGCAUUGCUGUAACUGUUCAAUGAUAGAUUUGCAUGAUGUUGAAGAAAAAAUUCUGCUCGUUAAUCUAGUGUCAUCUUUUACAACGUUAUUAAUGGAAGAUAAACAAUGCUGACCUACUAUCUAACGACAAGUGUCGAUGCAAUUUCAAGUGCAUCUUAUCAGGAUUAAUUCAGUGUUUUUAAUGCGCCUUAUGAAACUUUCACGAGCUUGAAAUGUCGGAGGUAAUGUUUGCUCGAUAACAUGAAUAAAUGGUACUUAAUAAUGAGUUUGUUCCUUGUGCAAACAUUUACACGUUGCUCGACAACAGUCUCUAUUAUCUAGGAAAGACACAAUCUUUCAAUUUCAUUUUUAACAACUCACUCUACAUUAUGAUUUCAAUAUUAAGAAUACAGCCGACCCUUCUAUACCAGCCAAUGCGUUACAAUUGAUUAACGACUUAUAUAUGUAAACAUUUCUGCAUCAAAUUCAUUCAUUCGAAGAAGAAAAGGAGAAACGUCGACGCGAUAUAGCGAAUGGAAGCUUGCUUUACUUGCCAUGUGCCCAGUCAAAGUGUGCAAAAGAUAUCCUUCGGAAAGGAACGAUAAAACAGUAAUUUACAAUUCUCUGCGUCAUCGUACGCACACUCGGCGAGGAAAACAGAAGUGUUGCCAUGUAAGGAAGUUAAAAGGAUGCCUACGCCAUCGUUGACCUCAAGUCGAUUGACAUCCUUCUCAAGGAUCGUCAUACGAGUAUAAUAAGUUGACACAAUUUUCAUUGCUCCUAAUUGUAGGAAAAUAUUUCCUGAUUAAACUAAACGGUUGCCUUGAAGAAGCUGCUCUGAGUUUGUGAAAUUUGUAGAGAAAAAAAAAGGGGAGACCUUAUAAAUUAAGAGAGCGCCGUUUGAGACACCGAUGCAACUUGUCAAAAGAAGCAAUCAGGCAGCUCAGGAAGCGAAUGCGAUGCCGAUUAAGCUUUAUUACCGAGAAUAUCCGAGAACGCAGGACGACAACGAACUCGAGAACUCUUACAAAACCGUCGACAGGACAACGUUGAAUUAUUUAAGAAGCCACGAUCCUAAUCUCCCGUAUUCGAUUAACACUUUGCAUCUGCAAAAUCCGUAUCAACCGCCUCAAAUUUUGGAAGGAUACGCGUCACGAGAAAAUUUCAAAGUACGACCAACGCCCUUCAAGAUUAUGUACCGAUCAAAAGAUACAACGCUGAGAUCUAGAUACAAUAAGAAGUCGUUGCUCAAAAAAGAAAGUACUCUAGCGCAAAAUUUGGACCAGGAUGAUGAUAAAAAUUCAAGUAAAUGUGAAAAUCAAUUGCGUUUGAAACAUUUGGAUGUUAAAAACACUAUAAAGCAAUACUGUACGAACAGUAGUCUUCAUGGUUUACGUUAUAUUGGUGACUCAAAUUUAACAAUACUCGAAAGAGUCUUCUGGGUAAUUUCGUUUUCUCUCGCAUUCCUAACCGCCGCUUAUUACAUUUGGUUUCUGUACAGAAAAUGGGUUUCAACACCCAUUAUCAUCUCUCUAAGCCCUGAAUCAGUGUCUCUAAGCGAGUUUCCGUUUCCUUCGGUUACUGUUUGCAAUAUGAACAACGCAAAGAAGAGCGAGGCUGCUCGAAUAAACGCUGGUAACGACGCACGCAAGAAAAUCUUGCUGGACGAUAGAUGCAAUUUUGAUCAUAAUACGAGUCUAAAUCUUGACGACAGCGCAAUCAAUUGGAACAAUAUGCUACAUUUUAUGAUCAACGUAUCUCAAUCCUGUACAGAGAUGCUACAUCUAUGUAAAUGGCAUGGAAAUCUAACUGACUGUGAAAAGAUUUUUAAUCCCACGAUGACCGACGAAGGAAUAUGUUGCAAUUUUAAUUCGGUUCACAGGAAAUACUUGUUUUACAAUCCACGAGACUGGUCCGAUCUGAACAUCACGUUUCCGUUUAACAGCAUCGACUGGAGUCCGGAAACUGGUUACGACGAGAACGUGGCCCCGGAUUCCAUACCAUGGAGACCUUACGGUGCUGGACAAUUCUACGGUCUUACUUUAGUCCUUGAUGCGGAUGUCGGGGAGUAUUAUUGCUCGUCUACUGCCAGUGUUGGCUUCAAGUUGCUGCUGCACAAUCCAGUCGAAACACCGAAGAUCGCAGAAUUCGCGUUCUCAGUGACCCCGGGAGAAGAGACCAGGGUAAUCGUGGCGCCUCGGAUAUCGACCGCCAGUAAGUCGAUAAUAUCCGUUCCCCAGAGGAAGAGGAAGUGCUUCUUCACAUCCGAGAGAAAGUUGCGCUAUUAUAGAACGUACACGCAGAGGAACUGCGUCCUCGAGUGCGAGGCAAAUUUCACGCAGAAGAUUUGUCACUGCGUUCAAUAUUACAUGCCCAAAUCCUCGAACACACCGAUCUGUGAAAAAAAGGACGACACUUGUGCAACGAUUGCCCGCCGAGCAAUGGAAGUGAAGCUUUACGACGAUGACAUUGGUAUAUCUUCUCUGAACGUUUCUGAAACACCUAGUUGUAAUUGUUAUCCAGGAUGCUUUGAGAUCAACUACAGCGUCCAAAUUUCGCAGAGUAAAUUGGUGCCCUCGUUCUCUAUCGCGGAUAACUAUGUGACGAAGGGCAGGGAAUAUUUUACGGAGAACAUGGCAGUGGUUCAUUUGUUCUUCGUCGACUCUCAGUUUACGAAAUACGUGAAGAACGAGCUUUUUGGAUUCACGGAGUUUCUCUCCAGCACAGGUGGUUUGUUGGGACUCUUCAUGGGCUUUAGCUUUCUAUCCUUGGUGGAGAUCAUUUACUUCGCAACACUACGUCUAUGGUGCCGUGUACAAAAGAACAAACACACUCAUAAUGUCCUCCAGGUACAUCCUUUGGAUUCAGGUCAAAAUAUUGUGUACCCCUUUGUACAGUGAUUUAUCAUAAACCAUACGGUAAAUACAGCUUACUAGAU